GGUUCGGGGAAGCGAGGUCCGCGGGCCCCGCGCGCCUGGUGGACGCGUGCAAGGCUCAGAGGCCGGCUGGCUGGAGGCUGCGGGCGUCGCGGGCAGCCACCAUGUUCAACCAGCAGCAGCAGCUCCAGCAGCUCCAGCAGCAGCAACUCCUGCAGCUCCAGCAGCUGCUCCAACAAUCUCCACCGCAAGCCCCGCUGCCCAUGGCCGCAGCCGUCAGCCGGGGGCUUCCCCAGCAGCAGACACAGCAGCAGCUUCUGAAUCUCCAAGGUGCCAACUCUGCCUCCCUCCUCAACGGGUCUUUGCUACAGAGAGCUUUGCUUUUGCAGCAGUUGCAAGGACUGGACCAGUUUGCAAUGCCACCAGCCACGUAUGACAGUGCCGGUCUCACCAUGCCCACGGCAACACUGGGUAACCUCCGUGGCUACGGCCUGGCAACCCCAACCCUGACGGCCCCCAGCCUCACACCCCCUCAGCUGACCACCCCAAAUCUACAGCAGUUUUUUCCCCAGGCAACUCGGCAAUCCUUGCUGGGUCCCCCUCCUGUCGGGGUCCCCAUGAACCCCUCCCAGAUCAACCUUUCAGGGCGGACUCCCCAGAAACAGGCCCGCACUCCCUCAUCCACUACUCCCAAUCGCAAGGAUUCUUAUUCUCAGACAAUGCCUGCGGAAGAUGAGUCAGACCCCCCAGAGGGGUCUGAGGAAGCUGUCGCGCCCCAAGCAGACACACCAGAAGACCAGGAUUCCCCACCCUGCCCAGAUGGCAUUGCUAAGGAGAAACACACUGUAGCACCUGCUCCCGAGUCUUGUGAGGCAUCUGAGCCACCAGCUAAGAGGUCAAAGAGCUCAGAGUUGCCCACGGAGAAGGGGAUUCCGGGGCAGCCGCAGGCCCGCACCACAGCCCCGAAGCAGACACAGACACCCGAGCUGCUGCCUGAGCCGCCAGAAGCCCGAGUUCUGCCACGAUUCCAGCCCCGGGUUCUGCAGAUCCAGGCCCAGGUGCAGCCGCAGACGCAGACGCCGCCACAGGUGCCUCCCGUGGACAUGCCAGUGCAGCGCCUCCUGCAGAAGCAGGUGCAGACACAGACCUCUCCAGACCAUGUGGGGCCGCAGCAGGUGCUGAAGGAGGCAGAGCCGCAAAAACAGGUGCAGCCACAGGCACAUUCCCAGCCCCUGGUGCAGAAGCAGCCACAGCUGCAGAAGCAGGCACAGACGCAGACGUAUCCUCAGGUCCAGCCGCCGGAGCAGCCACUGAGACAACCUCCAGGGCAGCUGCCAGUGCAGGCACCUGACCCCACUGAGGGACAGCCUCAGGCCCCGCUACAGGUGUCAGUACCAGCAUUGGAGCAAGCCCCGGUGCCGGUUCAUUCCACAGAGCUGGAGACGCCUCCUGAUAAGGGAGAUAGUGGAGCUGGCCUGGAGGAGGCCUCGCCAGAGCCAGAGGGCGCCCAGGGCAGCAUGGAGAGUCAGGACGAGUUGACCAGUGGCCUGGAUGUGGGAGAAUGUGAAAAAAGGGCAAGAGAGAUGCUAGGGGUGUGGGGUGCCGGAGGCUCCCUGAAGGUCACCAUCCUGCAGAGCAGUGACAGCCGGGCCUUCAGCACUGUCCCCCUCACACCCGUGCCUCGCGCUGGCGAAUCCACAUCUGCCACCCCUGCCACUGCCAGCACACCCUCUAAGCAGACCCUCCAGUUCUUCUGCUACCUCUGUAAGGCCAACUGUAGCAGUCAGCAGGAGUUCCAGGACCACAUGUCGGGAGCCCAGCACCAGCAGCGGCUCGGGGAGAUCCAGCACAUGAGCCAAGCCUGCCUCCUGUCCCUGCUGCCCGUGCCCCGGGAUGUCCUGGAGAGAGAGGAUGAAGAGCCCCCGCCAAGGCGCUGGUGUAACACCUGCCAGGUCUACUACAUGGGAGACCUGAUCCAGCACCGCAGGACACAGGACCACAAGAUUGCCAAGCAGUCCCUGAGACCUUUCUGCACUGUUUGCAACCGCUAUUUCAAGACCCCCCGCAAGUUUGUGGAGCACGUGAAGUCCCAGGGACACAAGGACAAAGCCAAGGAGCUGAAGAUGCUCGAGAAGGAGAUAGCCGGUCAAGAUGAGGACCACUUCAUCACAGUGGAUGCCGUGGGCUGCUUUGAGGGUGAUGAAGAGGAGGAGGAGGAGGAGGAGGAGGAUGAAGAAGAGAUCGAGGUUGAGGAGGAAUUCUGCAAGCAGGUGAGGUCCAGAGAUAUAUCCAUAGAGGAGUGGAAAGGCUCAGAGACCUAUAACCCAAACACCGCAUACGGCGUGGACUUCCUGGUGCCCGUAAUGGGGUACGUUUGCCGCAUCUGCCACAAGUUCUACCACAGCAACUCGGGAGCACAGCUCUCCCACUGCAAGUCCUUGGCCCACUUCGAGAACCUGCAGAAAUACAAGAAGGCCAAGAACCCCAGCCCUACCAGCAGGCCCGUGAGCCGCCGGUGUGCGAUCAACGCCCGGAACGCUUUGACUGCUCUGUUCACUUCUGGUGGCCGUGCACCCAGCCAGCCCUGCAGCCAGGAUACAGCUAAAACCCCCAGCAAGGUGACAGCCCAACCCCCUUCUCCCCCACUUCCCCGGCGCUCAACCCGCCUCAAAACCUGAUAGAGGGCAUGCCUCCUGCCCACCCUGUUUGGGUCUAGGUCUGCUAUGCUUUUUAGAGUCUGUGUGGAAAUUCUGAUGUGGUUGGUGUUUUUACUGAAAAUCAAAUAAAAGAAGGUAGUUUGGCCACAUAAUGCCCACCAGCCCUUCUGUCUGGGUUGACGGCGGGAGGGAGUACCGCAGCCAGCUCUCAGCCAGCACCCACCCUCUUUAGGCAUGGUGUGGUGGCUGAGCUGGAAGGCCAUAGGCCGGCUCCCUAAGCAGGGCCUCUGAGGUCACAAGGUACUCUCUCACAGCCUGUUUCCCUCUUAAUUGGGUGAUCAGGGCUAGGAAAACACCUUUACCUUCAACCAGAUCUCAUUUAAUUCUCACAGGGACCCUAGGGAGCAGGUCUUAUUAUGAUCCCCAAAUUAUAGGUGGAGAAACUGAGGCCUAGUAAGGUCAAGUAACUUACUUGCUGGAGGCCAUAUAUCUGGUGAGUGACCAGGAUUUGCCCUAGGCCAGACCUCUGGGCCCCUCCGCUGGCCUCUCUCCAUUUGGACCCCAUGGAAGCUGAAAGGCAGGAGUGGGGGGCCUCCCUGACCUCUGGUUCUGAGUCUGUGGUUCAAUAGCAGGGGCCCGCCCUUCUUGUCAGGCAACCCAAAGAAGAAUCAGCAGCAAAUGGGGCCCAGGAGGAGUUGGUUCUUUGGUUCUGGUAUUUCCCCAUCUGAAAAAACCCUUAGAGGUAGACAACCUGACCAACCCUGUUAUUGGCCAACUAGGAGGACUGAGGCCAGGAGCAAGAGGAUGAUGCCCAAGGUUACACAGCAUGAAUAGGUAUUGGCUGUCUUAAAGAAAAAAGGCCCUAGGACCCAGAGAAGCUGAGUGUAUCUACAGGGUCACAUAGCACGUCCGAUGCUCGUGGCUGGGCUGGGCAAUCACCUGCUGUCCAGGAUGGCACCGGGUGCAGAGGAAGCCCUGCCUCACCUUUUUCUUGUGUGUACAGAAAUACAAGAAGGCUGAGAACCCCUACCCUAUCAGCAGGCCCAUGACUGCCAGCACAUGAUCAGUGCCUAGAAUGCCCCCACUGCCCUAUUCCCCUCUGGUGGCCAGUGGGGUCCUCAGUCCAGGAUACAGAGGAGAGGCACAGUGGUGUUGGAGACCCGUUUAAUGUGGACGCUCAAGGCCUGGGCAGAGUGAAGAGUGCCCCAGAAUUGGGCAGGCAGGCAAGGUGGGUGGGUCGAGGGCCCACACCUGACCCCGGGAGGGGAUGUCGGAUGUUGGGGGCUGGCCCAGGCAUGCCAAGGGGAGUACCAGAAGGGUGUCCAAGGCAGGCA
Messenger RNA from Nyctereutes procyonoides (raccoon dog), 3928 nucleotides. It is a transcript of the gene CIZ1, whose product is annotated as CDKN1A interacting zinc finger protein 1. The record is from RefSeq and is a predicted model, not a curated record. Gene Ontology annotation, molecular function: nucleic acid binding; zinc ion binding. Gene Ontology annotation, cellular component: nucleus. NCBI's taxonomy places the organism in Eukaryota, Metazoa, Chordata, Mammalia, Carnivora, Canidae. The coding region runs from base 102 to 2615 and encodes 837 amino acids. The transcript is spliced from 17 exons.